UCACAGUGAGUGUCUGAAGUUGUUGUCUUCUCUCCUUUUUGUCCUCUUUAUCACUCUCUUCCUCUUCCUCCCUCUCUCUCUCUCUCUCUCUCUCUUCUCGUGCUACGUUCUGUGGGGGAUAAAUGACUUGUGUUUAAUCAGAACAACUGGAGCGCAUCGAGGAAGGAAUGGACCAAAUCAAUAAGGACAUGAAGGAUGCAGAAAAGAAUUUGAACGAUCUAGGGAAAUUCUGUGGUCUUUGCUCCUGUCCAUGUAACAAGAUGAAAGGCGGAGCCAGCAAGGCCUGGGGGAAAAACCAGGACGGGGUGGUGGCCAGCCAGCCCGCCCGCGUGGUGGACGAGCGCGAACAGAUGGCCAUCAGCGGAGGCUUUAUCCGCAGGAGUAACGGAGGACGCCGGGAAAAUGAGAUGGAUGAAAAUCUGGAGCAGGUGGGCGGCAUCAUGAACCUGCGCCACAUGGCGCUGGACAUGGGCAACGAGAUCGACACCCAGAACCGCCAGAUCGACAGGAUCAUGGAUAAGGCCGAUUCCAACAAGACCAGGAUCGACGAGGCCAACCAGCGCACCACAAAGAUGCUGGGCAGUGGCUAGACGCCACGCGGCCCCGCCCCCCCGCCCCUCCCCCGCCCCCUGGAGCCGGCACGGCCCGCCUGGCGUUUCCCGCGCCGCCGCAUCUACAGGCGCCGACAUGCUUUUCAUCAUGGUAUUGACCUUCU
This is a messenger RNA of Pseudoliparis swirei, 715 nucleotides long. Its product is annotated as synaptosomal-associated protein 25-A-like. NCBI's taxonomy places the organism in Eukaryota, Metazoa, Chordata, Actinopteri, Perciformes, Liparidae. Gene Ontology annotation, cellular component: synaptobrevin 2-SNAP-25-syntaxin-1a-complexin I complex; plasma membrane. Gene Ontology annotation, molecular function: SNAP receptor activity; syntaxin-1 binding. Gene Ontology annotation, biological process: synaptic vesicle priming; exocytosis; synaptic vesicle fusion to presynaptic active zone membrane. The record is from RefSeq and is a predicted model, not a curated record.